Molecule: messenger RNA, 867 nt
Organism: Nicrophorus vespilloides
Lineage: Eukaryota; Metazoa; Arthropoda; Insecta; Coleoptera; Silphidae
Product: helix-loop-helix protein delilah-like
Exons: 1
Coding region: 156-806 (216 amino acids)
Molecular function (GO): protein dimerization activity
Source: RefSeq, a predicted model, not a curated record
GAUUAUUAUUGGAACUGGAUACGGUGUUUGGUAAGAAAGCGAGGGAGUUUAGAAAAGGGAAAAAAGCCAUAGUGGGAGAAUACCUGCUCUACCUUGGCUCAGUAACCGCUUGCCGGUCCAGCAGUCAGCAUCAGCCGUCCGCGCGCUCCAGACAAAUGCUGUACGACGAAGACCUGUCCCAGAGGCUCUCAAUGCCUCCAUACACGGAUUCCAACAAUAACAGCAACGGAAAGACCAGCACGAAAGACAAAUAUUCGUUGCGGCCUAGGUCGAUCCGCAGGAGGAACCCAGAGGUCGUCGAAGAUGAGGUCCAGGUGCCUCAGCCGGUGCUGAAGAGGAGUCCUAAGCCGAAGCAGAAGCCCGCACCGUUGAGCAAGUAUCGGCGCAAGACGGCGAACGCCAGAGAACGCAGUCGGAUGAGGGAGAUCAAUCAGGCCUUCGAGACGCUCCGGAGGGUCGUACCACAACUGUCGGAGGCACACACCGUCACCAACGAGAAGCUCACCAAGAUCACCACCCUCCGUCUGGCGAUGAAGUACAUUUCUACGUUGAGCGCCACCCUCACCGGUGGAUCAGAUACGUCGUCCUCAUCAUCUCCCGACUUGAUCUCCGACUGCUCCGAGCUCGAUCUCCUGCUGGAAUCCGAUGGCGAGUCUCUGCCUCUUCACUCGGACUUCUCCGACCAUUCUGCAGACUUUGGGGCAGACUUUGCAGAUGAUCCUCUCGCGCACGACUUCUCACCCCUCUCGCCGGACCUCAGCCAUCAUCUCACCCACUUCGACCCUUUCCUGGCGGACUUCAGUUAAUUAGUGCUAGUAAAGAAAAUUAAAAAAUUAGGUCGCAAACUCGAAAUUAAACAUAUUCUUA